Molecule: messenger RNA, 814 nt
Organism: Lactuca sativa (garden lettuce)
Lineage: Eukaryota; Viridiplantae; Streptophyta; Magnoliopsida; Asterales; Asteraceae
Source: RefSeq, a predicted model, not a curated record
UUUUUUUGGCUUUAUAAAGGCAUAAAUUCUCUUUUUACCGGCUUUUAAGACCAUGUUUCAGAAAGUGAAGGGGUCACCCGGUCACCCUUUUCCCAAUCAGACGGUUAUUUUGUACACAUCAUUAAAAAAGCCAACUCAUUUGCCAAAUCAGAUGUCACCUAAUGUAUCGUUAAAUGAGACAAACAAGAGAGCACGAAUUUAAGGGAGAAUAACCAUGUGGAAUCCAUCGUCAUUAUCAUCACUUCCCCUCAAAAUAGCAUUCAUCAUCUCUUUCUCUCUCAUUGCUUCUUCUUCGUCUUACUCUCCCCCAACCCCCAACCCUGGUUAUCAUUUCAUCUCAGUUCCGAAAGUCAACUCCAAGAAACCCUCAGCGACCACCGCAACCGCUGGAGACAUACUCGCACUCCUUGGCACACCUCAGCAUGUUGCAUCCAUCGACCCCCAAGUUGUUGCUGAACUUCAAUCCUACUUCAAGUUCAUCGUUCCUUUUAAUCCUACUACCAACACUCCACCUGGUUACUGUUUCAAUUUAAUAAAUCGGUUGAGUCAAUCCCUAACCGAAUCGAGAAUUCGAUUUCCGCGGCGCACACUGAAUUCUAAACCCCGUCGUGACGCUGAGAGUUAUCAGAAUGAGCUUAUCUGGUCACCACCGACACCUGUGUUGGAGAUUGCUCGGCUUGCUUUUGAUUCUGGUGGUGAUCCAGGUUUGAUCCCACGAUCAGUACCAGAUUGUGAAGGCUCAAUUGAAAAUCGAUGUGAACUUACAAGAUAUCCUUAUAGAAAGCAUUUUAUAAACGAGGUUUUCACUACAUGA